Messenger RNA from Eremothecium cymbalariae DBVPG#7215, 126 nucleotides. RefSeq names its product olichyl-diphosphooligosaccharide--protein glycotransferase OST4 (gene OST4). The record is from RefSeq and is a predicted model, not a curated record. The coding region runs from base 1 to 126 and encodes 41 amino acids. The transcript has a single exon. NCBI's taxonomy places the organism in Eukaryota, Fungi, Ascomycota, Saccharomycetes, Saccharomycetales, Saccharomycetaceae.
AUGAUUACAGAUAACCAACUGAAUACCUUGGCUAUUUCUUUUGGCUUAGUUAUGUUCACUUUUAUAGUGUUCUAUUACAUAAUAGACUUCGCUGUUAAAAAGAAGGAAGACAUAAAAAGAGAGUGA